UUAAAAAAAAAAACACCGCGUGUACAUCGAUAUUUUUUAUAUUGUAUUUAAUAUUUAUCUAAAGUGAAAGUCAUGAUCAGUCAUAAAACGUAAAUAUAAAAAAAAAAUGAUCGAGGCGAUACUUAAUAAUGCUCCAAAGAAUUAUCUGCUUUACUUAAUCACUUCCUUUAGAUAAUUUGCCUCUUUUUUUAGUGAAACAUUUUUUACUCGUGGCUCGAUUUGCGUAUGAAAACAAUAAUAAUCAGGUACAGGAUCUUAAUUGCGGAGGAAGUGAUAAGACGUAGCCCGUGUAUUACUCACUGACGUAUCUCAUGUUGUAGCAAACAAAUAUUUCCACAAAAGUUUUCAUUGAAACAAGAAUUUUUUUUGAUGAAAAUAUGCUACUUAUGAAAUAAAACCAAAGUCGACAAUUAUUUUCCUUUAGAAAAUUCUUGUUCUGAAUAAUUUCUUUUCUAUAUUGAAUAUUGUCUAGAUGUAGGUAAAGAAAACAGCAUCCAGAGUCAAAGUUGUGUGAUGAUAGAAAAACGAAAAGAAUGACCAGUCGGCGAAUACAAAGCUGGGGCAGAUGACGUGGCAUUUUUUUUGACGAAAACAGCAAAAACGGAAAAGGGUAGCUUUAGAGGGUGGCAUUACUGUCCUGACGCGGUGACCAAUCACGAACGAGGAAGGGUGAAAACCUAUCGGCUGUCGAACAAAGACCGGCGCAGUUUUCUCCGGCUUGUAGAACAAAGACAGACUGUUUUAAACGGAUUCUAAAAAUAUGGAUUUUUCAGAAAAAAGUCCAAUAUCUCUUCACUCGCGGCAUCUCGACUACUACUACUAUUGAAACAUCCUAAAAUUCGUAUCUUUCACGUACCUAAACAAUAAUUUUCUCAAAAAUUGUAUUUAUUUAACUUCAUACAAUGCAAAAUUUGCUUCGAAAUGAAACCUUUUGUUAUCGCGUAAGCGAAAAAUAUAUGCAAUAUACUGGUGGGAUUUUGCGUCAUUUUUAAACCACUGCAAUAAAUACGAUGUUGUUCUCGCAAUAAUUAAAAUGAGUAGGUCUAGGUACUAUAAAAAGAUAAUUUUGUUUUUUUAUUUGUUUUAUUAAACAGGCGUUUAUAGAAGCGUUAUCAGAAUAAAACAAAUAAAAAAUAAACUCAUAAAACAGAUUCAUGAAAUUUCCCUAAAAUGGAAGGUACAUACAUACCUAUACUACGACGAUGCUAGUUGAUUAAUGUGAAAAACAUAUUUAACUUCUUUUGUGUUAUACUGUUACAAAAGCGUUAUCAGUUUAUAAAUAGUAAAGGUUGCCCGGAAAUGAAGGCUUUUCCACAGUGACAUCAUAUAUUAAUUGAUAACAGACAACCUUUGAAAACUACCUACAUAGGUGCUACUAUGUUUAGUUUUUUAAAUUUAAUAAUCCGUAAACAAAAUUUCCCACUAAAAGCGUAUUGCUUGAAUAACAAAUAAGUAGAAAACGAGUCAUAACGUAUUAAUUUUUGUUUGUUUACAAGUAAUACUUAAACUAUCUGCGGGAUAACAACAUAUUACACAAUAAUUAUACUAAUCUGUAAUUAUUACACUUGGAUCGGUUAUUGUAAAAUUUACUUAUUGUUCCAUUCGGACAAAGAAAAAGAUAGAAAAUCAAUACAAACAUCGUCGUUUUGAGAAUUUAUUUUUAUUUUGCCAUUCGUCGGCAACCUCAUGUGGAUAUGUAGGGGUGAGCAUACAGGGGUGGGGAUUGCAGCCCUAUACCUUUCAAAGGCCUAUGAAAACUGUGACAUUUGCUCAAGAUUCGUAAAUAAACCAUUGAACUGUGCAUGUAAAGAACAAUUGGAAAGUUGACGAUUGUGAUCUGUUUUUGUGCCUUUUUAAAAAAAGUUCUGCAGGAAACAACUGCCUAUUAAAUAUUUUCUGGACUUUGUAAUAUGAGAGGUGGUGGAGUGUGCUGGAAUAUGAGUUCUACAUGCGUGCAGGGCGGUAUCAUUCGUCCUCUUGGAGGAUAUCAGCCUAAUGUAAUUAUGGAACCGCAUUCACCUGUCCCAGGAUGGCAAAUGCACCACCCCGUUGCAAUGAAGCAAGAGCCUAUGGAAGACGAUAGAAACGAUUCGGGCAUAAAUUCUGGUUUAAGUGACUUUCAUUCGUCAUCUCCGGGUAGUGAAAAUAGUCAAGAUUGCAACCCUUCAAGCGCGUUUUCGUCUUCAUCAUCAUCAGCUGAAAUUCAGUCAUCGGUUCCUAGUCAGUUAUAUUCUUCUUCCGUGAUAUCUAGGAUUGCAACGUCGGGUUCAACCUGCUACUCUAAUCCAAUAGUGUAUCCCGCUUAUAAUCCUUCCAACGGUCAUCAACAACCGGAAGUUCAAGAGUCGCCAGUUAACUUCCGGAGAUCUCCCAGUUUAGUAAGUACUCCGACCAAUUCUACCAGCUACGACGAUCUGAACUCGACGCUUACCGAUUCCACGUCACCUGGACACGUUAGACGCUCCCAUUCUUGCGAAUCGAAAGAUUCAAAUAACGCGGAAAAUGACGACCCGUUGCACAAGCUACAAAUGUCCCUGGAAAAAUCUGGAUUGGUUCCUCCAUGCAUGCUGUCGCCCAAGACUACCAGCGAACAUUCGGCAGACGACGAAAACAAAUCCGACGGAGAGAUGGACGAGUACGACGAACAGGGGAUCAGAGUGCCGAAAGUAAAUUCCCAUGGAAAAAUCAAAACUUUUAAAUGCAAACAAUGCGAUUUCGUAGCCGUUACGAAGUUGGAGUUUUGGGAACACUCCAAAGCGCAUAUUAAAGCCGACAAGUUGCUCACGUGUCCGAAAUGUCCGUUUGUAACCGAGUACAAACAUCAUCUUGAGUAUCACCUGAGGAAUCACUUCGGUUCGAAGCCAUUCAAAUGUGACAAAUGCUCGUAUUCUUGCGUGAACAAAUCUAUGCUGAAUUCUCAUAUGAAGUCUCAUUCCAACAUCUACCAGUAUCGUUGCGCCGAUUGCAGUUACGCCACGAAAUAUUGCCAUUCGCUAAAGCUACAUCUUCGCAAAUAUUCUCAUAAACCUGCCAUGGUGUUGAACCCUGACGGAACCCCGAACCCGCUUCCAAUUAUAGACGUGUACGGAACACGGCGAGGACCAAAGCAGAAGAACUUCUCGAAACAAGACGAACCCGAAUGUAAUCCUGCCAAAUUUCUACAAAACCAAUUCGCUCAAUUCGUUAUGAACGCACAAUCACAACCUCCGAUGGCUAUACCAUUUCCGUAUCCUUUCUUGGGAGCUCUUUCGAAUCCUCUUGCCAACCCGUUGCUUUUCAAACAGAACCUGGAACAGCUUGCGAAAGAGAGGGACAGUUUUGAUGCCGAAAACGAAGAUGAAUCCAGAGAAGACGAACAAAUGUCAACUGUAUCUGAAACGCCUCCAGUCCGCCAAGACGACACCGGUGCUUUAGAUUUAAGUAAACCCGACAAUAUAUCCCCAUCGCCAGAACAACCGAUUAAAAACAGGCGUAAAGGUCGUGCCUAUAAGUUAGAGAAAUUCCAAGAGAGUUUCGACGGUGACGACGACGAGAAUGACGACGAAGGUGCCUUGAAAAUUGACGAAGAUGCUGAAGAAAGUAAUUCGUCAUCGAAACCCGAUGAUAAAGAGGUGAUGACGAAUAACAACAAGCCGGGCAAUUUUUCUUGCCAGUAUUGUAACAUAGCAUUCGGUGAUAUUGUGCUUUAUACAAUGCAUAUGGGAUACCACGGCUACAAAAAUCCGUUUACUUGCAACAUGUGUGGUGAACAAUGUGUCGACAAGGUUUCAUUUUUUCUUCACAUUGCGCGCAAUCCGCACACAUAGUGCUUUCGCGCGAAGACGAAAUUUUUAUUUCAAGUUACCGAGUGUUUUUUUGUUUUUUAAUUUUCCAUUGAACUUGUCUAGUCAACGUGCUACCGAUCCCAUAGCGAAAGCCCAUUCGAAUAAUGUGCAAUGCCGUAACUUUUUAAUCAUUUUCUUUGUUUGUUUCUUUGUGACUCGCUAGUGCUGUCUAGUUCUUAUUUUUAACGCAUGCUAUUUUAUAUUAUUUAUACGUGUAUAUGUAGUCCGUAAGGUGUGUAAAUAGUUGACAAUAAGUAUUUUGUUGUAAAAUCAACAGUACAGCUAAUAACCAAAUUUCCAUGACUUGAUAAUUUAUUUUACGUAAUAAAUACAACUUAACGAAUAAGUAGCGAUAGAAAUCUUGGAGUUCCUCAUUUAGUAAUACGUAGAGUUUACCAUAGUUUUUACACUAAUAUAGUAUUAUACAUACAUAAAUAUAUAAAAGGGUCCAUCGUUGAAGACUGAUUAAUGUAAACGAUUAUUUUCAUUGUAACACAUUGUGCUUUCUGUUUAAAUCAAAAUUAUACAUCAUAGUUAGAAAUAGUCUUGUAAAAUAACGUUUUGUGCCAUUAUAUAAACGAUUUUUACGACA
Molecule: messenger RNA, 4416 nt
Organism: Agrilus planipennis (emerald ash borer)
Lineage: Eukaryota; Metazoa; Arthropoda; Insecta; Coleoptera; Buprestidae
Gene: hb
Product: protein hunchback
Exons: 3
Coding region: 1911-3806 (631 amino acids)
Biological process (GO): regulation of transcription by RNA polymerase II
Cellular component (GO): nucleus
Molecular function (GO): RNA polymerase II transcription regulatory region sequence-specific DNA binding; DNA-binding transcription factor activity, RNA polymerase II-specific
Source: RefSeq, a predicted model, not a curated record